CACCCCCCUCACCCACAGGGUCAGCAGCACGGAGAUCAUCACCCUCACCCACAGGGUCAGCAGCACCCAAACCACCCCCCUCACCCACAGGAGCAGAGUCAGCAACACCCAAACCACCCCCCUCGCCCACAGGAGCAGAGUCAGCAACACCCAAACCACCCCCCUCGCCCACAGGAGCAGAGUCAGCAACAUGCAAACCACCCCCCUUACCCAUUGAAUCAGCAACAUCGAGGCCACCCCCAAAGUCAGCAACAUCCAAACCACCCUCCUCACCCACAAGGCCAUCAGCAUCUGGACCAUAUGUCUCUCUCACAAGGACAUGAGCACCCUCCCCACCCAUGGAAUCAUCACCACCAAGGUCAAACUCCCCACCUGCAGGGCUACCCUCCCCUCCCUCAGGGUCAUGAGCAGAAGGAACGUCUGCCCCAAGUGCAGGGAUAUGAAUGCAGAGACCAAGCUAGUUUCCCACAGGGAUUUUCACAUCCGGACCAGUCAGCUGAUCAAUUUCAGGAAUGCUAUCCUCAGCAGGGACAGUCGUAUCAUCGUCCUCAACCUCCCUAUCAACACGAACACCCGGAUUCUCAGCAACAGUAUCCAUUCCGGGAACGUUUACAUCCUGAGCAAUAUCCACCCUUCUCUGAGAGAACUGGAGUUGCCAACAAUGUACCACCUCACAUCCACAGCAUGUCUUCCCAGCCUCAGAACAGUUCCUGCCAAGACCAAAACUUGCUUCGUAGUGAAACUCCUAAUUUACCUGCUGGGUAUGGACCUCAAAAUUCUCAGUUAAUAAAUCACAGCAUCCAGAAUAAUCAGAACUUUCCAAAUUCAUCAGGGGAGAUGCCACCUUGGGAAAAUGAUCACAGCAUGCAGUAUAACAAUGAAAAGAUGGGAACACCGUGGCCCAGUGUUGCUAAUUUCUCACAAAACCUAAAAGACAUCAGUGUGGAACAAUUGCACAGAAAUGACUUGAUGACCAGGAAGUCAUCAUCAGACCAAUUCUCUCAUAAUUUUAAAUGUAAUGAACCUCUAAAAGAGCAAGAUGAGUUAUGGCUUACAAGAUUCUUGUCAAAACGUAGGGUGCAACCUUCCGAGAUUAAAAAGCCCAAAUCUUUCCCGUUAGUUAGUGAAGUAAAGGAAUCGGUGCUUAGUGCUUGUAAACUUGUCACUGAGCUGACUGCCUUAUGCCAGCAGUUAAGGCAUAAUGUGGAAAAUGAAGUAGUCUGGACUGAAUCUUAUCUAAAAGCAAUUGAAAUAAAGACUGCUUUACAGGAAAAACUAAAGACGUUAAACGACAGCGACUACCUCAGUGCUGUGAAAAAGAAACUGGAAAGAAUAAAAAAGAAAAGAAGCAACAUUCAACGGAAGAAGCAAGAGUGGCGGUUAGAAAAACAAGAGGAAGAGGCAAGGGCAGCAGAAAAAGAAGCAAAAAUUGACGAAUGGCGAAUGAAGUGUGUCCGAGAAGUUGAAGAAAAAAAGAGGGAACGUGAACUGAAAGCUGCAGCAGACAGUGUCUUGUCAGAGGUGCGGAAGAAACAGGCAGAUGCAAAACGACUAGUGGAUAUCCUGCGGGCACUGGAGAAGCUGCGGAAACUGAGGAAGGAAGCUGCAGCUAGAAAAGGUGUUCAACCUCCUCCUUCAGCUGAUGAAACUUUUGAACAUCAUAUUGAGAGGCUGAGAAAACUAAUUAAAAAACGCAGUGAAUUGUAUGAUGCAGAAGAGCGAGCCCUGAGAGUUAUGCUAGAAGGAGAACAAGAAGAAGAAAGAAAAAGGGAAAAUGAGAAAAAACUGAAGAAAGAGAGAGAAAAACUAGAGAAACAGCAACGUGAAAUAGAAUCCAUGAUGUUUGGAGAUCCAGAAUUACCUUCAGACCACCCACUGCAGCCAUUUCGCCAAUAUUAUCUGCAAGCUGAGCAUUCUUCACAUGUGCUUGUGCAAAUCAGACAAGAAUGGGAUCGAUAUCUUGUGCCAGGAGAUCAUCCUGAUGGAAGCAGUAUUCCCCAGGGCUGGGUCUUUCCACACCCACCCUCUACUGCCACAUGGGCAACUGCACUCAAACAGAAUGAGAGUUGAUGCUGUUGAACAGUUUUCUCUGUGGCUGAAGUAUUUUAUCGCCAAUUAGUAUCUCUUUUAUAUUUAAUAAAGAUGGAUUCACCUUG
Carcharodon carcharias (great white shark) is the source of this 2156-nucleotide messenger RNA. RefSeq names its product programmed cell death 7 (gene pdcd7). The record is from RefSeq and is a predicted model, not a curated record. Bases 301 to 2070 code for a protein of 589 amino acids. The transcript is spliced from 5 exons. NCBI's taxonomy places the organism in Eukaryota, Metazoa, Chordata, Chondrichthyes, Lamniformes, Lamnidae.